Messenger RNA from Xiphophorus hellerii (green swordtail), 1795 nucleotides. Its product is annotated as major histocompatibility complex class I-related gene protein-like. The coding region runs from base 95 to 1150 and encodes 351 amino acids. Gene Ontology annotation, biological process: immune response. NCBI's taxonomy places the organism in Eukaryota, Metazoa, Chordata, Actinopteri, Cyprinodontiformes, Poeciliidae. Gene Ontology annotation, cellular component: external side of plasma membrane. The transcript has 6 exons. The record is from RefSeq and is a predicted model, not a curated record.
UACAGUGUUGCUAGUUCAAGCAGACGCAGCGCAGAGUGCAUUACUGUACGGGACACAGACUGUGCAGCUCGUCUUCUGCGCAUUUCACGGCUGGAUGUGGAACAAGAUGAUUAAGUUUUUAUUUACGCUACUUUUCUGUCUCCUUUCAUCAGCUGAGAAACAUUUUCUGAAGUUUUACUACUCUGGAUCUUCGGGUCUCCCCCACUCCUCUCAGUCUGAGGUUGUUGCGGAAAUUGACGGAUCUCUCAUCGCUUAUUGCAACCAGACAGAGUUUAAAAUACAUGACUGGGUGAAGAAAGGUUUGGAUGACGAUGUGGAACUGCUCACUUUUUUCAAGAUGAUGUGUUCUCACACUCUACCGAACACAAUUCAGGCCAGGAUUUCUGAUUUGAAGCAAAGAUUCAAAGAGCCUGAAGGUGUCCAUGUAUUCCAGUGGAUUGAUUCCUGUGGCUGGGAUACAGAGACUGGAGAGCUUACUGGUUUUUUGCAGUAUGGUUAUAAUGGAGAAGACUUCAUUGCUCUGGACUUCAAGAGGCUGUCAUGGAUUGCUCUAAAACAACAAGCCAUCCCCACCAAACUGGCCUGGGACACUGACAGAGCUAGAUUGGACUAUAAUAAGAUAUUCUUCUCACAGUUGUGCCCUGGUUGGCUGAAGAGAUCUUUGGACUAUGGGAGAAACUUUCUGAUGAGAACAGAGCUUCCCUCACUGUCUCUUCUGCAGAGGUCUCCCUCUGCUCCAGUCCUCUGCCAGGCUACAGGUUUCUAUCCUGAAAAAGCUAGGCUGUUCUGGAGGAAAGAUGGAGAGGAGAUCCAUCAGUUCAUGAACCAUGAGGAGAUCCUUCCCAACAACGAUGGGACCUUCCAGAUGAGUGCUGACCUGAAUGUUUCCUCAGUCAGUGCUGCAGACUGGUGGAGAUAUGACUGUGUUUUCCAGCUCCUUGACACUGAAGACAAAAUCAUCCUCAGACUGGAUGAAGCAGUGAUUAAAACCAACAAGAUGAAUCCUAGUAACAUUGCCGUCUUCACCACCAUCGCUGGAAUGUUUAUUUGUGCUUUGAUUGCCCUGGGUGUCACAUAUCUAUCCCGUAAAAAGAAAAAAGCUCUUGACAGAGACUCUGAUGUCUCUGAGAAGCAGAACCUAAAGAACUGAACCUACAACUCAAGAAGUGGAUUUACUUUUUUUAAAAAUUCAUCUUUUUCUUGGCUUUCUUGUGUAGCUUAAAUUAAUUGUAAAUGGUGAAUAAUCUCUACUUGUAUAGCUGAGCAAAGACCAGAGACUGGGGUCCACUGAAUUUUACAAUCCUAAUUAUAAUUUACUAAGUCUAAGAAGCCAAGUAGUCAUCUUUUGAUGUAGAAAUAUUUAUGAAUAUCAGUACAAGUUUUGUCUUUACUGAGGGAGUUUAUUACCAUUUUUGUAGGACACUUUAAUGCACUUGUUAAUAAUCGUGUUACUGUUGCUUAAACUUAUAUUUCAGAUUAUAAAAUUGUUAAUUUACUUUAUAAAAAUGUUAAUUUGUGAGGCUACAAAUAGUUUGUAUUGUAGUGUUAUACUUCUGACGUUUUAUAGCUAACACUAAUCCUGUUGGGGGGGGGGGGGGGGGGGGAAACAUUUAAAAAAUGUUUGUUCUGAAGACUUAGAAAUUUUAUAAUUUUUUCAGUUUUUAUUGCAAUGAGAAUGUAUGUUUGUUUAUGCUUUGUUGUGCUCUUAUCUCCCCAAACUGGUCCUUUUUCUAUUUAAAUUCACAACAAAACAUCCCUAAAAAAUAUAUAUUUAAAAAAAACCUUGGAUGUUGAA